This is a messenger RNA of Mytilus californianus (California mussel), 2193 nucleotides long. Its product is annotated as heat shock 70 kDa protein 12B-like. NCBI's taxonomy places the organism in Eukaryota, Metazoa, Mollusca, Bivalvia, Mytilida, Mytilidae. The record is from RefSeq and is a predicted model, not a curated record. The coding region runs from base 26 to 1024 and encodes 332 amino acids. Gene Ontology annotation, molecular function: ATP-dependent protein folding chaperone; ATP binding. The transcript has 4 exons.
CAGUUAACAUUUGAAGCAGGAUAGAAUGGCUUCCGAUCAUUCUUUGGUGGCAGUAAUAGAUUUCGGUACCACUUACUCUGGCUAUGCCUUUUCAACAAGAAGUGAUUAUAAGACUGAUCCGCUGAAAAUCCAUGCCAAUCAAGCAUGGAAUGCCGGUGGGAGACAACUGCUAUCACUAAAGACGCCAACAGUUCUUCUACUCGACAAGAACAAGGAGUUUGUUUCUUUUGGUUACGAAGCAGAAAACCAGUAUUCCGACUUAAUGAUAGAACAAGAACAUGAAGAAUACUACUACUUUCAUCGAUUUAAAAUGAAACUUCACAAAAAUAUACAUUUGUCAGCAGCCACGGUGAUUGAGGAUAUAACUGGAAAGUCGGCAUUAGCAAUGGAUGUGUUUGCUAUAUCCAUACAAGCCCUGAAGGACCAUUUGAUUGAAGAAUUAGAUAAAAAGGGAACUACAAUGACGGUUAAAGAUAUAAGAUGGGUGCUUACUGUACCAGCCAUAUGGACUGAUGCAGCAAAACAAUUUAUGAGAAAAAGUGCUGAAAAGGCUGGAAUACCGGACGAAAAUUUACUGCUAGCAUUGGAACCUGAAGCUGCUUCUAUAUAUUGUCAAUAUCUUCCAACUGACAAACUAAAUGGUGCAGACGAAGGAUUCUCAAUGGCUGAAGUUGGGCCACAGUAUAUGAUAAUUGACGUAGGAGGGGGUACCGUAGAUGUAACUGCUCACGAAAAACAACAAGAUGGAAAACUAAAAGAAUUAUGCAAAGCAAUCGGUGAUGCAUGCGGGGGAACUUCCAUUGAUAAUGAGUUUUUUCAGUUGAUGGUGAAAAUUUUUGGAGCACCUUUAAUGAAUAGUUUGUCAGAGAACGAUCCAUCAGCAUAUCUUUUCAGAGAAUUCGAAACUGUAAAAAGAACCAUAAACCCCAAAAAAUCAGGAAAAAUUUCUUUGUCGCUUUAUAUACUUUGUGCAAGAAGAAUUUUGGGGAAGAUUUACCUAGCACUGUGUCGUCUUGUUCCCUGAGCGAUGAAAUUUCUCUACGUGGCGAUAAAAUGAGGGUUGAAUCAUUUACUCUGAAAGCCUUAUAUUCAAAAUCAACGGUAGAUAUUGUUAGUCAUGUAUCCAAAGUAAUCCAGCAAUGUGAAAGUGUAUCUAUACUGGUACUGGUAGGAGGGUAUACAGAAUCAGAAAUGAUUCAGCAUGCCAUACGAAAGGAAUUUCCAGAUAAGCGAAUCCUUAUCCCUGAAGAUGCAGGAUUGUCCGUAUUGAAAGGGGCCGUUCUCUUUGGCCAAAAUCCAGAUGUCAUAUCAUCACGCGUGAUGCGAUAUACCUAUGGCUUACAGGUUAAAGAAAAGUUUAACCACGAUUUUCACGAUAAAGAAAAAUUUCAAAUAGUAAAUGGUCAAGAAAUGUGUAAACAUAUUUUUUGGAUUGUCAAAAAGUUAAACGAGGCCACUCCACCGGGAACGAAAGUAGUAAAACCAAUCGUCACUCUAGAACGAUUUCAAAAAACACUAAAAAUACCUGUUUAUGCGUCUGAUAAAAAGGAACCAAUGUAUACUGAUGAACCAGGGUGCAUGAAGAUUGGAACCGUCAUAAUUAAAAUAUCUCAUCCAUCCGAGGCUAUCCGUAAUUUUGAUUUUGAAAUAGCUUUUGGUGACACUGAAUUAACAGUUACUGCAACCGAAAGGGGGACAUUCUUCACAAAAACUGCAAAAUUUGACUUACUGUGAAUUGAUUCAGUUAGUAUAAACUGAUUUUACUAUGUUUAGAUGAACUUUGUGAGACAAUGAACAGUCAGAUCAGAUCUUUUAUACUUUAAAGGCAUAUUUCUGUCAUGUUUAUAAGGGAAUGCGACUGAGAUAAUCUUUCAAUGCUUUUAACAAUUUCCUUAAUUUCUAUCAAAGAACUUACCAUUAAUUUUUUGAAAUAAAGCAUAUGAAAAUAAAGGAAUAAACCAUUUUUUUAAAUGAAAAAAAUCUUCGGAUUUUUAAGAUAAGUUAUGUGCUUCUGAGGGUCCUUUCAAUUUGGUUGACAGUUUUGACUUUUCGACUCUCUACACUACAUUUCUACACAACCUUCUCAAACAAAAUUUUCCGAUUUAACUAAAUGGUCUUUUGAAAAAUUUGAUCGCAACUUAUAUAAAGCCUUCUUCUGUAAUAAAAAGGGUAAAUAUGCUAGAUCUACUUACG